Molecule: messenger RNA, 7790 nt
Organism: Hemiscyllium ocellatum (epaulette shark)
Lineage: Eukaryota; Metazoa; Chordata; Chondrichthyes; Orectolobiformes; Hemiscylliidae
Gene: mrc2
Product: mannose receptor, C type 2
Exons: 30
Coding region: 116-4525 (1469 amino acids)
Molecular function (GO): signaling receptor activity
Source: RefSeq, a predicted model, not a curated record
CUCUGUUGACGCGCAGUCUCCCUGCAGCCGGGAAUCGCUCAGAGUCAGACGGGGCUUCGCUCGGAUCGGACUCAGCCCUAGCCCCCGGUGCCAGUCCCUCCCCUCCCCGCUAGCCAUGGGCAGUGGGAGCCGCUGCCAAGCUCCCCUGGCCGGCCUGCAUUCUCUCUGCCUCCUCCUUGUUGCCGGGCUAAACUCUGUCACUUCAGAUGCCAAUAUAUUUCUGAUAUACAGUGAGAAAGCAGACAGUUGCCUGGAGAGCAGUGGCUCCAGUGUAAGACUGGCUCCAUCCUGCAAUGAAAGCUUCGACCAGCAGCAGUGGAAGUGGGUGUCGAGACUGAGGCUCUUUAACCUUGGAUCCAAGCAGUGUCUGAGCAUCCAGAGGAGGAACGACACUGUGCCCAGACUGGGUAUGAUGGAGUGUAACCAGGAAUCUGCCCAGAUGCGAUGGCAUUGUAAUGGUCUAGGCAGUCAGCUUAGCAGUUACCUGAACCAGCAGUCUAAAGCCGGUACCCAAGGGCCUAACACAGGCCAACCUGAUGUGUGGAGAAUUUACAACACUGAUGAGGACCUGUGUGCUCGGCCUUAUCACGAGAUUUACACCAUCCAGGGGAAUUCUCAUGGAAAGCCAUGCACAAUUCCGUUUAUGUAUGACAGCCAGUGGUACCAUGACUGCACUAGUAUUGGCCGAGAAGAUGGACACCUCUGGUGUGCAACAACGGUAGAUUAUGGGCUGGAUGAACAAUGGGGAUUCUGCCCAGUCAAAAGUGAUGACUGUGAAACCUUCUGGGACAAGGACCCAAUGAGCAAUAGCUGCUACCAAUUCAACUUUCAGUCCACUCUCUCCUGGAGCGAGGCCCGCAUUAGCUGUCAGCAGCAGAACUCUGAUCUCCUGAGCAUUACUGAACUUCAUGAACAGACCUACAUCAACGGUCUCCUGACUGGUUAUAGUGCUACUCUGUGGAUUGGCCUGAAUGAUUUGGAUAUUGAUGGUGGCUGGCAAUGGUCUGAUGGAUCACCACUGAAAUACCUUAAUUGGGAAAGGGAUCAACCUGCAAACUCAUUUGAGGAAAACUGUGGAGUUAUCAGGACAGAAUCUUCUGGAAGAUGGCAGAAUAAAGACUGUGGCAUUGCUCGGCCAUAUGUCUGCAAGAAAAAGCCAAAGGCCAAGGAUUCCACAACCAAAGACAUCUGGAUCAACCGGAAGACUAAGUGUGAUGCAGGCUGGCUGCCAUUUCAGUGCAACUGCUACUGGCUGAACACUGAGAGGAGAAACUGGCAGGAAGCACAGAAAAGCUGUGUGAGGUCAGAGGGAAACCUGAUCAGCAUCCACCACCUGGCAGAGCUGGAAUUUGUCCUGACCCAAGUCAAACAGGAUGUGGAGGAAUUAUGGAUUGGUCUCAAUGACAUCAAGCGCCAAAUGAACUUUGAAUGGUCAGAUGGAACUCCAGUUCGCUUCACUUACUGGCAUCCCUUUGAACCUAACAACUUUGCAAGUGAUCAAGAGGACUGUGUCACACUCUGGGGCUCGGAGGGACGUUGGAAUGAUGGGCCUUGUAACCUCACGCUGCCUUCCAUCUGCAAGAAACCCAGUUGCUCCUCAGAAGAGGAGGAGGAGCUCUUGGAAGACAAUCUUGGCUGUGCAAAGGGUUGGAGGUUGCACGGCUCUUCCUGCUAUUUUGUGGGUGAGGAAUCAGUGACCUUCGAUGAGGCCUUGAAGAAAUGCACAGGACAAAGGUCCACCCUUGUGACGAUUCUGAACAGAUUCGAGCAGUCAUUCAUCAUCAGCCUUAUCCUUGGUCGCUCCGGCAACUUCUGGACAGCUCUACAAGACGCCAACCACCCAGGGGUCUUCCAAUGGAUGGGUGGUGAUGCCGUCUCCUUCACUAACUGGAACCUAAACCAACCAGGUUAUAAAGGCGGUUGUGUGGUGCUGGCCACAGGAAAUUCUGUUGGAUUAUGGGAUGUGAAAGAUUGCAGCAGCUUCAGGGCCAAGUACAUCUGCAGGCAGAACCUAGCAACCUCUGUUGAUCCAGGAACUGGACCAGCCGCAGUGACUCCCACACCCAGUGUGACAGGAAGCUGUCCAACAGGAUGGUCUUCAUCCCUGACUCUGCGAUACUGUUAUAAGGUAUUUCACUUCAACACCAUCUAUGCUAAGAAGAACUGGGUUCAGGCACACAUGUUCUGCUAUGAGCAAGGUGCUCACUUGCUCAGCAUCAGCAACUUUGAAGAGGAGAAGUUUACAGAGAAACUGGUUAAUGAGAUCUUUGGAGAGUCAGAGGAUCACGAUUAUCAUUGGUUCUGGCUUGGAUUGAACCGACGAAACCCAGGGACAGAACAAAGCUGGGUAUGGAGUGAUGGAACAGGGUAUUCCUACAACAACUUUGGACGAGAUGUCUAUGAAGAUGAUAGCGUCCGACGCUGUGGAGUCAUUGACAUUGCCUCCUCACUAUGGCGAGCAGUACGCUGUGAGAAUCAACUGGACUGGAUCUGUAAGAUCCGCAAAGGAGCUGUUGUGAAGGAACCAGAGGGCACUGAAGAUGGUGCAAGCAACCAGUGGUUCCAGUUCCAGGAUGCAGAGUACAAGUUCUUUAAGCAUCUCUCCACCUGGCCUCAAGCCCAGCGGAUCUGUACCUGGUUCAAAGCGGAACUGGCCUCCAUUCACAGCCAGGAGGAGCUGACCUUCCUAGGACAGACCCUGCAGAAGCUUUUCCGCUUUCAGGACCAAUUUUGGUGGAUUGGCCUUCACACCAAUGAGAACGAUGGACGAUUCAGGUGGUCUGAUGGCUCGAUUCUGAAUUUUGUCUCUUGGGCCUCAGGGAAGCCACGACCUAUUUCGCGGGACAGAAAAUGUGUCUACAUGUCACCCAGUAAAGAAGUGUGGGGUGACCAGAGAUGCAUGAAUGACCUGCAGUACAUUUGUAAAAGGACAAACAGCUCCAUGGUGAAGCCCCCUUUACCAUCUCCGCCAUCUACACAUUCCGGUGGUUGUCCAAGGGGAUGGACCCCAUUUGCAAGCAAGUGUUUCAAGAUAUAUGGAUACUCUAAAGUGGAUCGUGUUAACUGGAUUGAAGGGAAGGCAGCUUGUGAGAGAGCAGGAGGACUGCUAGCAACAAUCUCUAAUCACUAUGAGCAAGCCUUUAUAACAACCAUUCUUCCAAAUAUCACCUUUGACCUCUGGAUUGGUCUGCAUGACACAAACAAGGACUUCCAGUGGCUACAAAAGGAACCACUGAAAUAUGUCAACUGGGCUCCAGGGGAGCCUUCAGGCCAGCACACGUCCUCUGCAACCAACGAGCUGGUAAACUGUGCUGUGAUCUGGCAUGCCUUGCAUCCACAGUUCACUGGGCGCUGGGAUGAUCGGAGCUGCACAAGGGAUAAGAAUGGCUUCAUCUGUCAGAAAAACAAAGACCUGUCUCUACCAUCAACACCUGCCAAGUUCCCACCACCCUUGACAUCCAAGCUGAGUUACAUGAAUAGUACCUACCGAGUUAUCCAGAAGCCUCUGACUUGGCAGGAAGCCGCCUGGCUCUGUGAGACCCGGAAUGAAACUCUGGUCACGGUAGUAGACCCCUAUCAACAGGCAUUCCUCACACAGGUUAUGAACAGCGUCCGACUGCCCUUGUGGAUUGGACUGUCAAAUGAAGAGGGAGGCAGGGUCUUUUCUUGGCUGAGUGGGGAGGAGUCGGACUACUUCAACUGGCAGGAAGGGGAGCCACACCAGAUGGGCUGCGUUCACAUGGACAUGGACGGGACGUGGCGACCAUCCUCCUGUGAGACGAAGCUAAAUGGAGCAAUUUGCAAAGUGCCAGGAGAGUCCUGGUCAAGCAAAUCAACUUUCACUGGAACUUGCCCAACCAGCCUGCAGGAUUCUUCCUGGAUCCCCUUCCGUAAUCAUUGUUACUCCUUCCACUUGGAAAAGAAGGCAACUCCCAAAGAGGCAGCACAGUUGUGUCAGAAAGUGCAUGGAGCCGAGCUGCUGUCCAUUCUUGAUGAAGUAGAAAAUGUAUUUAUAUGGGAACAUCUGGAGACAUAUGAAAAUGAUACCAAAGGUGCCUGGCUGAGUCUCAUGUAUAACACCAAGAGUGGUUCACUUGUCUGGCCUGAUAAGACUGUCUUGAACUAUUCAAACUGGGCUCGUGGAACUGAGAACAUGAGUUUAAUGAGUCCAAACACUUGCUAUUGGAUCAAGAGCAACACUGGCAUCUGGGGAAUUGGUCCCUGUACUAGUUUCACACUAGGUAUCGUCUGCAAAAUGCCAAGAGUUCAAGAGAACAGCCUUCUUGGUACCGUUGGCUCACAAGGGCACACUUUGGACAUCAUUUUGUAUGUACUGGGCGCAUUGGUGUUGGUGGUGGUGCUGGUGGUGGUGGUGGUGCUGCUGUACCGACGACGAACAGCCUGGACCUCACGCCAUGGGGCUUUUGAGAGCGCGCGAUACAGCAGGACGUCCUCAACACCCAGCGAAUCCAUGGAGAAAAACAUCCUGGUGUCUGACAUGGAAAUGAAUGAACAGCAAGAAUAACCUUGGCACCUGCUCCUCUGUCUCUCUUCAUCCUCGAGCAGUGUGCUUAGCACAGACUGGUGUUCAGAACAUCAUGCAGAUCAACAUGGGGUCCCACCACAGUCUCAUUGCGACACAGUUGGCACUGCUUAAUGGGGUAAUGCCUACAGGAUAUAUUUCUCAGGCAUCCAGUUACAUAUUAUAUAUAAAACUUAUAUAUAUUUGCAUCAUACUGGUGGAUUUUGCUUCCUAGAGAUGAUCUGAUAAAUGGGGCAAUUUGUAUCCACUAGGGCACCCCAGUAAACAGGUUUCAACUGUGUUAUUGACCUUGACAACAAAACAUUUCUAUGUAAAAGGCACAGUUCAAUGACCAAACUCAUCAUGCAUUCAUUCUGCUUGAUGAGCCUCCUGUCAGUUUUAGCAUGGUUCAAAUGUUGGUACAGUGUUUUCUGCAGUCUUAAGCACUGCUUCUCAGACCCACAAGUCCACAGCCAGGAGGAGGAUACAUGUAGUAUUUAAAUUGAGUAAGCAUAUUCUGGAUUGCUGAUGACAUUCUUUAGGAAAGUCUUAGGAAAGUGUUCCUCUUAGCAGCUGUUGAUGUCCUAGUGGCUGUGUACUCACAGCGGAACUUGGAAAACUGUCAACAAGGAGUAGCAUAGAAAUUAGUCAGAGAUUGGUGAUGGUGGUUCAAAGUGUAGAACUGGGUGUAUGCCCAGUUAACACUUCAUGGGCUAUACCUCCUCUGACUCACUACUUUUUAUGUACGAGUUCACUUUUAAGAUAUAUAAAGGAUUAUGGAAGAGUAGGUUCAGGUAUGCUUAGGUGAGAGGAGCCCAGAACACGGGACAUAUCAACAAAAUUUAGCAGUAAGCCAUUCAUGGGUGAUGUCAGAAAUCACUUCUUUAUACAGAAAGCAGUGGAAGUCUGGAACCCUCUUCCCUCAAAAAACUUAAUUGAAAAUGUGAAAACUAAGAUUGAUUGGACUUCUGUUCAGGAGAGGCAUUAUGAGUUACAGAACAAAGGUGAAUAAGUUGCAUUAAAAGAUAAAUCAACCAUUAACUCAACAGAAUUGAAGGACAGUUGGUCUCCCCCUGUUCCUAUGUUACAGAACCAUAAGCCACUUAUCAGAGUUGAAAGGCAUGUUUUCCAAGAUGAUUGAAUAGUUGAGAAUGAACGUGUCACUAUAUGUAGGGGAAGACAAUAAGCCAGUAUAGAUUUGAUAAACAAGUAGUUCUUCUAUAAUGCAAUGGUUGUGUUCUAGUGCAACCCUGCAUUAUAGAAAAAUUAUGCUUUAGAAACAGUGCUUAAAGUGUUGGCGAUGUAAUUGUAUUACAGUCAAUGUACAUUUUAAACGUUCAUGCCUUAGAAACAAUGUCGACAAUUUGUUACAGCAAAUUUGCAUUAAUGAAACACCUUCAGCUCAUUGUGGAAACGUCUUAGAUUGCAGACCACAACAACCUGUUUACAGGACAAUUGAAGGAGAUUAACUGAGAGAAUGCACCUUAAGUGCUGAUGUUUAACUGUGAUCAGUGAAAGAUUUGUGCCCAUGUCAGGUUAGAUCAUUAGAUGAUUUGCUCUCUGCUAAAUAACAGUGCAUUUCUUCCACUUGUAACAGUGUCUGAACAAAUCAGCAUACUCAUCAAAGGAAAAAUCCCACACUUUUACUGUCUGAGGAACUGAGUUUGGGAUGGGAACCUUUUACAAGGCCUGAUUUCAUGAGCUGAAGAUCCCAAUCACAGUUCAUAGGGAUGUACGUUCAUUUCCGACAAAGUGGGCUUGUCAUGUGGGUGAUGAGGUGAUGCAUCUAAAUUCCAAGGAAGGUGCUAACCUGGCAGGCAGGGCCAUACUGGAGCACAGGUUUGUAAUGUGAAGCCUGUAUUCCUGAUCUGGUGUGUGAAUAUAUAAUGUGGAGAAGCACAUUCACGCUGGUUACCAAUAUAGCAUUUAUUUUAAAGGGGUUAAGAUCUUUAGUAUCUUACGAAAUGAUUGGAUGAAGCCUCAUGAUGUGACAUUCAGUAAAGCUGAAUGAUAUUUCUUUUAUUAUUUCUGAAACUAAAGAAAUAGCUUUUUUUGGAUACUUUAGGGUUUUAGGUUCCAUUUCAUUAUAUUGUGGACUUUCAGUCCCUGAUGUACUGGGUGUGACUAUACUACAUGGUGCUGACCAGAAGGUUAGGAUGCAUGUUGGCAGUUGUGUUCAUGGGAGGGUGGCUACGUACCUUGUAUUAGAUCAGCAUCAAUCCAGGGCUUUUGAGCUCCUUUCAGUGGGCUGUCUUUUAUGCAUGACAAGGCCAUGAGGCUGAUGUUCAAGGGAAGUAAGGUGGGAUGUUUCUAUGGGUAAUCUUGUGUUAAGGGGUUAGAUUGCAUAUGCAUUGAAAGUAGUCAUGAAGAAUGAUAUUGUUAAAGGUAAGAUUUCAGGGUCUGUGAAGCAGAAAGGGUGAGGGCAGUUAAAACAAGGUUUGAGAGAAAUAUGGAGACAUGUUUGUGAUAGGAUGUCACAAUUGGCUAAUACUGAGAGCUGUGAAAACACCAGCCAAUCAAACAGUGAGUUCUACAAAUCAUAGUGAAGCAUGUUAUUACAUCGUGAGAGCCAAUCAUCUUUCAUUGGAGGGGAAUAAAUCUGAAAAAAAUGAAACAAGUGUCCCAACAUUAAGAUCAUCCUUUUGAUUGUUGGAGAUAAAUCUUUCUCUUCUUGAAAGCUGAAGAGAUUGCAACACUGGGGACCAAUAUUUUUUCUACUUACACCAGUACCAGGAAUUCUGUAGGGCACUUUAUUAAAAUAGUUUGUGCAUGAAGCUACAAAGAGUCUUGAUGACAAUCAAAUGAUGUAAAGUGGGAGGGUGGGGAGGGGAUUAGAGGACAGGUAAUGGAGUUGGUCUGUGCUAGUAGCCUGAACUGGGCUCACAGCAAACCAGCAGCCAGUGUUACACCAUGCCCAUUGAAAAUCAAUGGAAAGGGAAGUCAGGAGGGAGGUGAUGGGGGUUUCUGGUUUGCUGUGAUAUUGCCUGAUUCACAGUUAGUCAAAGUCCAAUUUUAUCUAUUCAAGAGGUCCUACUAUUCUUAGAAUAACAUCUGCCAGUUGUUUGUUUCCAGGGGUGGGAGUGACGAAAUGAGCAGGGGAGUCUUCCCCCGUCCCCCGCCCCUCCAUAUGGAACACUAUUUCAAGCUUUCAAACCAUUGUGAUUGAGCUGCAAAAACGGAUUUUCUGUCCAUUUCUAUUGCCAAGUAUAACAAAGACAGAGAAGUUUGCCAAACAGGAUUCUCAGAAUAAAGUGUUUUUUUAAUUUUA